Messenger RNA from Paracoccidioides brasiliensis Pb18, 312 nucleotides. RefSeq lists its product as uncharacterized. The record is from RefSeq and is a predicted model, not a curated record. The transcript has a single exon. The coding region runs from base 1 to 312 and encodes 103 amino acids.
AUGGCUGCCAGAAAUAACCAAACAGGAGCCUAUGGCAGCAGCAUUUUGAGGCUUUCCCAAUGCACGGUUGCCUUUACUGAAGCAAAACGAAAUAAUAUUCUCUACUUCAAUAUAUGUGUCUACGGUACAUUCCAGGUAUCCUUAUCCAUACGCCCACCGUCUUAUCCCACUGAACGCACUCUUGAUAGGCUGCAUAGUGAAAAAGCAGUAUGUUUGACGCUCAAUCCCGGGCAGAUCCUCGGUGAUAUUGUCUACUACAAUCUGUCGUUGCUGAAGAAUGAAUCGGCCCUUGGUACCCUCUCACUAGCGUAG